UUUAUCCAUCUUAUUGUUAGGCGAAUUGUCUUGUAGAUAGGAUCGAAAAAAAUAUAAUUGUCGCUAGUCGUAAUAACGCUUCAUGUUGUAAUUUACGAUCUAUCGGAUCGGAUGUCUUCCUCGUCGACAUGAUGGCACAACAUCUUAGUGAUAUAUCUUCUAUGUGGUUACGUCACACUCUUUAAUCUGACGUUUGCGUGCGAAGCGUGACAAAAGAGCGGUGAUCGGAUAUGAUCGUGAAUUUGUGAUCGAAGAACGAGUUUGAAAUUCAAGUGAACAUAAAGAAUGGGAAAAAUAUAAUCGACGGCUCUGAGCCAUUGAAGUUCAAUAACACGUGGGAGACCUGCGAUAACAGAACGAUCACGCGACUACGUAUGAAUUGCAGCCGCGUUAGAACUCGAUAAAUUUUGAUUGAAUUCGUAUGAAUUUAAAGAAACAUUUAAAGAAGUACUCGUCUAAUUUAAUGCUUAGAUAAUCUCAGUUGUUAAAAGAAAUGGUUGUACCGGCGGAACACGCGCUCCAUGAAGCCAUUCAGGUUUCGCCACUUGAAUUAUCAAACGAUGUUAGAAGACAGAAAAUCGAAAACCGGUUAGCACGGAUGCGUUUAUCUGCAACGACUGUUAGAAAAAUUCAGGAUGUAUUCGUCUCGGAAAUGAACAAAGGUAUCCAUCAAGAACCGUCAUCUUUACAAAUGGAGAACACAUAUGUACCAGAACUCGUAGAUGGAACAGAGGAGGGACGUUUUUUAGCAUUAGAUCUUGGCGGGACUAAUUUCCGAAUUCUCUUAUUGGAAUUGAAGAAUGGUAGAAUUGUGAGGGAGGAUGUGAAGAAUUAUCACAUCGGAUCUGAAUUAAGGAUUGGCACGGGCUUUCCUUUGUUCGAUUAUUUAGCUGAGUGCGUUAGUGAUUUUGUAAUUAACCAAAGUCUUCAGGAUGUUGAGAUACCUUUAGGAUUUACAUUUUCGUUUCCAAUGGUUCAACAUUCACUCGAUGUUGGAAUUUUGGUGACAUGGACAAAGAGUUUCAAUUGCCCAGACGUUGUCAAUAAGGACGCAGUUCAGUUACUCCGAGAUGCUCUUGCUCGUCGAGGUGAUACUAAAGUAAAAGUCAUAGCAGUGUUGAAUGAUACAACAGGAACUCUCAUACAAGGAGCCACAUUGGAUCCCGAUACAGCUAUUGGGCUUAUUUUGGGUACUGGUAGCAAUGCUUGCUAUCUUGAACGAGCUGACAGGGUCGAACAUUGGGAACCAGAGAGACAUGGGGAAAGAGAGGUUGUAAUAGAUAUCGAAUGGGGUGCCUUUGGGGACAAUGGUGUUUUAGACUUUAUUAAAACGGAAUUCGAUCGCGAAAAUGACGCAAAUUCGCUUCUCGUAAAUUCAUUUACAUUCGAAAAAUAUAUCAGUGGAAAGUAUCUGGGUGAAAUAGUGCGUAUUGUACUCGUCAAAUUAACGAAAGAAGGGCUUUUAUUCCUAGAUAAAGAUCCAGGGCAUUCUUUUUUCAUACCAGGAACGGUUACCUCAGAUUUAGUAUCUUUUAUUGAGCAAGACACCGUAGACGGCAGUACCCAUAAUACAAAGGAGGUUCUAGCAAAAUAUGAUAUCGUUCCAACCGACGAUGACAUAAACAUUGUACAAUAUGUGUGCGAAGUUGUUUCGAAUCGUGCGGCUCUUCUCGUUUCUAUAUGUCUCGCGGCAUUGUUGGAACGAAUCGAUAAGAAGAAUGUGACGAUCGCGGUCGAUGGUUCUUUGUAUAAACAUCAUCCUCGAUUCGAAACCUGGAUGAAGCAAUAUAUAACUUUGCUUGCCCCUAGUCGUAAGUUCAAAUUGAUUCACGUCGAGGAUGGAAGUGGAAAGGGUGCAGCGCUUAUCGCUGCGAUUGCGCAGAGGAUUCAAAAAAGAUUAACAUAAUUAUUAUUGACGGAGAAGUGAUUUCACAUAUGUAAUAAUCUAUCAGUAGUACAAGCAUUCCAUGGCAGGAUAAUUUCCUGGUUGUGUUAUAAAAAAGGGUAAUAGUCAAAAUGA
Messenger RNA from Vespa velutina, 2020 nucleotides. Its product is annotated as hexokinase-1-like. The transcript has 10 exons. Gene Ontology annotation, biological process: glycolytic process; glucose 6-phosphate metabolic process; intracellular glucose homeostasis. NCBI's taxonomy places the organism in Eukaryota, Metazoa, Arthropoda, Insecta, Hymenoptera, Vespidae. Gene Ontology annotation, molecular function: D-glucose binding; mannokinase activity; glucokinase activity. The record is from RefSeq and is a predicted model, not a curated record. Gene Ontology annotation, cellular component: mitochondrion; cytosol. The coding region runs from base 494 to 1906 and encodes 470 amino acids.